Molecule: messenger RNA, 4481 nt
Organism: Synchiropus splendidus (mandarinfish)
Lineage: Eukaryota; Metazoa; Chordata; Actinopteri; Syngnathiformes; Callionymidae
Gene: opn5
Product: opsin 5
Exons: 7
Coding region: 170-1231 (353 amino acids)
Biological process (GO): G protein-coupled receptor signaling pathway; visual perception
Cellular component (GO): membrane
Molecular function (GO): G protein-coupled receptor activity
Source: RefSeq, a predicted model, not a curated record
GGAGGCGCCUGUUCUGUCGCUGCCGGGACUUUAAGACGCUUUCUGACUGAGACACAGCUUCAUUCGGUUUAACUCUCAGACAUCUGUUGGUCGCUCUCCUCGGACCAGUUUGGAGUAAACUCCGUCGGGAUGGCUGAAGACUGAAGGACAUUCCUGGCUGACGGCAGCGAUGGCGAACAAGACGUGGCCUCCCCACCUGUAUGUCCCGCACUACUACCUUCGCGAUGACCCCUUCGCCUCCAAACUCUCCAAAGAAGCCGACAUCAUUGCAGCGCUGUACAUCUGCGUUAUAGGAAUAUUGUCUGCCACGGGGAACGGAUACGUCCUUUUUACCACCAUUAAACGGAAGACGAAGCUGAAGCCGCCGGAGCUGAUGACCGUAAACCUGGCCAUCUUUGACUUCGGCAUAUCAGUGACGGGGAAGCCCUUCUUUAUCAUAUCCAGCCUCUCCCACCGAUGGCCCUUCGGCUGGGAGGGCUGCCAGUUCUACGGCUGGGCCGGCUUCUUCUUCGGGUGCGGCAGCCUCAUCACGAUGACCAUGGUCAGCCUGGACAGAUAUCUGAAGAUCUGCCAUCUCAGAUACGGCACUUGGCUCAAGCGUCACCACAUGUUCCUCUGCUUGGUCUUCACAUGGGUGUACGCUGGCUUCUGGGCCACCAUGCCUCUGGUGGGCUGGGGGAGUUACGCCCCAGAACCCUUCGGGACGUCCUGCACUUUAAAUUGGUGGCUGGCUCAAGCCUCGCUCUCUGGCCAGACGUUCGUCAUGUCCAUCCUGUUCUUCUGCCUCAUCCUCCCCACCGUAGUCAUAGUCUUUUCCUACACUAGGAUAAUAUUCAAAGUCAAGUCCUCUGCGAAGGAGAUCUCAAACUUUGACGCCCGCAUCAAAAACAGCCAUACUUUAGAGAUAAAGCUCACAAAGGUGGCCAUGCUGGUUUGCGCAGGGUUUUUAAUAGCCUGGAUCCCGUAUGCGGUGGUGUCAGUGGUAUCAGCGUUCGGUGAGCCAGACUCCGUUCCCAUCCCCGUUUCUGUGAUCCCAACUCUGCUGGCCAAGUCCUCUGCAAUGUACAACCCCAUCAUUUACCAGCUGGUGGACCUGAAAAACAGCUGCGCCAAAUCACAGUGCAUGGGCUUCCUGAAGAGACGCAGGCACUUUAGAACUUCACGGUUUUACACAAUCUCGGGCUCAUUACGAGACCCUGCACCAGCCAAAGAAGCCCACAUCGAGUUGUGAGACUGCAAAGAUGGACCACUUCUAUGCCCGACACCAACCCAGUCACGUGUUGCCUGUCACCUGCUGUGAUGUUGUGAGCCCGCGUUUGCAACUCUUCCUGGUUCCCUGCUGCGUGUUGACGUCCACGCUGGUCCUUCUGUGCGCUUCCUAACAUCCGCUUCGAGUCCCUCUGAAGAGCAAAUUGUGUCAUCGUGUUUGCAAGUGCCGUCGACUCGACUGUGGACAACUUCUGUUGCUCGAUUGAGAGAACAGUUGAAGCACCUUUGUGCUAAAAGUUCUUGUUUUACUUUUGGAGCGACACAAUGUGAGUUCAGUCCAGCUACUUGUGUUUAAGAAUCCGGUGUCUGUACAGAUUGUUGUCUUCUGCACCGCAUUGUGUCGUGUAAACGCUGAGUAUUCCCGAAGGACGUUGAAUUCUGCAUCAGAUUUCGCCUUUGCCUUUAAAUUGCACCUUAAUGUGAGGAGUUUUCAAUCAUGGAGGAGGACAUUUUUCAAGAGUGACGUGGCAACGCAGCACUCACCGAGCGCUUUUCCCCGUUACGUGUUCACUUCAAUGUUGAAGUCAAUGCUGUGGUUCAUGUGUUACUGGCCUGAAUAUUCGGUUUGUUCUGAUCGGUGGCCAUUUGAAUGAGAAAAGUGUUGAGAAGUUUGUGAAAGGAAAGGAUCAAGUUGACUCAUCAAAAGCGUCUUCUGCUGAGGAAAACACUCUUCUACACACGCAGCUGACUCGAAUGAACCAUGAAAUAUGAGUAUUUUAAACAUCUGAAAUAUUCUUCAAGCUCAUGUACAAUCACUGAGGCGGCAUCAUGUUUAACUGAGUGUCUAAAACUGUCCUUGCAUCUAUUAAGUGGAUAAAGGUCUUUAGAGGAGGAUGCCAUGUUGACUGGUCCCAAGGACGUAGCAUGCACACGAAGACACUUGCUAACAGAAAAUGUCGCGGGGCUCUCGAUCAAAUCACCAGGCUCCUAAAAUAGUCUUGAAUUCAUUUCAGUGAAGACGGUUAACAGUAAUUCCUGGACUUUUAGUUUAGCAUUUAGCAGCAAAAAAGACAAAGGCAAUUUUAGUCACAUUCAUUUCCUGAAGCGCAAAAGAAAAACCCAAUUUAAUCAAAAGCUUUCUUUUAUUAAAGAGGGAUAUAUAAAGUAUCCCAUGCAUAUUUUAUUUUUUUAUUAAGAAAAAUGAACAACACCAAGUCAUUCUGAAGGCCCAUUUAUGACGUUACGUACGGAUCCGGAUACGUACGCAGGAUGCGGCCUUCAUUUCGUUCCACCAAACUUUCGGAGACAAAAGGAGCAGUACCACUAGAAACCAAGGGGGGCAGUGUUGCUCUUACUGCCAUAUACGUAGCUCUAAUGAGAAACGAAGCAGACAUAACACUGGCGGGAAUUCUCUGUCCUCCAGUCGCGAUAUAUUCAAGACGUACAUCGUCAAUACCUCUUCCACAGUCGCCAUGUUUGUCUUGGACCUUUGAUACUGGGCUGCUCCCCCUGGUGGACAUAUUGGUGAACAGCAAUAUUAACAUAACGUAUGGAAGCAUGAGAUCUGUGACGUAGCAUUGUUUGAAAUGGACGGUUACAAUUUUGUCCUAAAGGGAGCAUCAAUAAAAAGCAUCAGAGUUACCUUAUACCAGCCUUUGUCAGCCACUCAGAACUCACCUCCACUGAGAGCCUCAUCAUUAAUCCGUCUGGGACGCAGUGUGCGAAGAUUAGUUUCAGUUAAACAAGUUAUCUUCUGCGUAUUAACUUCACAUUCCGCUGCAUUUUUUCCCCUUUUCAUUUUCUAAUCGUCCAUUUUUUCCAUCAAGUUUCAUCAUCUAACACCCCAAUUCUACAGUUUUGUAACCCAGUCAAGCUCAAAGUAGCAGAGUGACAACAUCAGCUGUGGCCGUCUGUCACGUGAGGCUUGUUCACCCCUUCCAGAGCCACUGAAGUGCUCCAUCCAAGUGUGAGGGGCUUUUGCUUCAGACCAUUCCUGCAGAGCGCUGAACAGUAGGAAUGACCAAAGAGUCCAGGGAGAGAGUUAAAUGACUUUUUCAACGUGACCCAAAAGAUCAUGUGAGGAGUGUGGUUCAGAUGACGCUAACACAAGCGUCACAAACUCAAAAUGUGAAGUUUAGUAAGUGGUUUUUAACAAGCAAUAUUCUGUGUUAUAACAACGACGGCAUUGUCACUUGUGCGUGACACAGAGAGUCCAAGUCUAAGGACUGAGUCUAGGUCGUCACUAAAUUGUCACCUGUCAUUGUCCUCAUUGCUUGAGGAGGCUGUGAACUGCCGGGGGCCAGACGUCAGACUGCCCUGGAGUCCAAAUAUCAUGGUGUGUUUUUGUUUUUGAAACAGGUUGAGUGACCUCAGAUAAGGUCCGCUAUUCUCCAAAACAACUUCAUCCCUAUUGAGCGACCACGAGUCCCACAAGCUGGUACUGAACACUGCUGAAUUGAAAUGUUACGACUAUUAGCACUCAGGCUGCGGCUGGUAGUUCCGUCCGCUGCGGCUCAAUCUUGGGACGCAGAACUUGAUUCUACAUCCAGCCCCUGAUUAAAUGCUCAGAAGCAGCUGGAACCCAGAUCCAAAUCAAUUCCCAUUAACAUGAAGGGUUUCUCUUGGAAAAGUUGACUUGCUUCCGUGAAGGUUGAAUGAGGAGAGAGUGUGGACAGCUUUGUUCAGCAGCAUUCACGCGCUGGGUUAGAAGCCUGUAGAGGAGGGAAUGAAUAUGAGACACGGCUUUGUAAACAACGUACAACGUGGUGAACAAACGGCCAAUGUUGAAUUUUGAGAGAUUAAAUAAUCUUUUUUCUGUUUAUUUCUCUCUCUGUCUUUCCUUUAGUCCAUUUUAAAGGGACAUUUAUGUUCACCGUUCAGUUCCGGAUACGUAUGGAGCACAUUUCCACAAAGCUUACGACCAAACGGAGCAGUACCACCGGAAACCAUGGGUGGCAGUGUUGCUUCUACCACCAGAAACAAAGCUCUAAUGAGACACGAAGAAGACGUAACAAUGGUAGAAAUAUUCCGGCCUACAGACACGACAUAUAUUUAACGUCCUCACCGACCACCGCCUCCUACAACGCUGCCUCUGUUUCCUCUUUCGUGCAAGAGGUACAUAAUUCAUCGUUCUCGCACAGUCGCCAUGUUUGUUUUGGAGUUUGUCUGCUCCCCCUGGUGGAUAUAUUGGUUAACAGCAAUAGCAAGGCAAAUAACGCGUGGAAACGUGAUGACGGUGAUAUCAUUUGAAUCCGUCGGAUACAAUUUUGUGU